AUGUCGAGUUCGAAUCAAUUCUUUAUGAGAAAUGUCCCGACACCCUUUAAUCAGUUAAAUUCAUUGAAACAACAAUGUUCGAUCGACAAAAAUUUUUCAUAUGAUCCUAAACGAACAUGUGAACUACUUAAUGAUAAUAUCAAAGAACAUUCAUAUGCAAAAAUGAUUAUUGAAUCCUAUGAUACGUUGAGUAAGUCGCAAGCAAUCGAAUUCUUACAACAAGUAUCAUCAACUGAAUCGAAAUUAUCAUUACUUGAUGCUAUGAAAGAUAAAGUAACAUUUAGCAUUGAAGAAAUAAAUGAACUUGUACCAUCAACAGAUUCAUCAUCUUCUAAUGAUACAGAUUUAUCUUUUUAUGAUAAUCUUUCAUAUUUGAGUUUGUUAAUUCCACAACAACGAUGUCCUCAUAUUUUCACGUCGUUUAAUAAUGCUGCACAAUCAACAAAAACAUUAUCAAAUACAAAUAAACGAUCAUCAUUAUUACGUGGUUUAUUUAGACGAUAUUCAUCGAAACAAAGAGCACCCAUUGUUAAACAGUCAAUUAAAAAUUUUCAACGAGAAAAUAAAAAGAGAAGUAUUAGUGGUGGAGAUCAAGUUAAACUCUCACAUACUAAAUGUAUUCAUAUGGAACAAUCAUACCAAUCAAAACAUCCGUAUAACAUCAAUAUUCAGGAUAACAUUAUUGCCAAUCAAGAAAAUACUAAUAAUAAAAUACAACUCUCAUUGCAAGGUUUACAUUAUGAUUUUAAACAAAUAAAAGCUAUAUCAACUAUCAAUUCACCAGAAAUAAAACAAUUAUCAAAAGAUCCUUUGCUCACAAUACCAUUUGAUAGUCGUUCAUCAUUUGUAAAAGAUAAAUCCCUAUCAUCUCUAUCUGACCCAAUAUCAAUACGACAACAGGUCAAUGAACAAAAACAAAAUAUUCAAAGUGUACAUAGUGUUGGUGGUAUACCAAAAAUAACAACUACUAAUAGUACACUAGAGAAAACAUCAUUCAAUGCUAAUCAACAUAAAUAUUAUGCACAAACACCAAACUAUAAUUAUCCAAAACGUCUUUCAGCUAUUAAAAUACUUGCAAAGCAAUAUUCAUUACCAGUGGCUACACCAAAUAAUAUGGGACUUUUCUGGUAUAGUGCUAAUCAACAAACAAUGAAUAGAACUGUUCCAUUUUCUAAACAUGAUAAAAUUUCUAAGAAAAACAAUAGAUUCGAUUCAUCUUCCGAUAGUCGAGAUACUUCGUCUUCAUCUAGUUUAUCAUCGACUAGUAAUAGCACUGAGACAACAACCAAUAGUACUUCUUCGAAUUCGUCAAGUUCAACAACAACAGCAACAACAACAACAUCGAAUAGUCAAAAACCUAAUAAAUCUACUUCAACUAGUACAUCAUCAAGUUAUCAAUCUAAACAACAAACAAUUAAACUAACUGGACAAUAUAAUCGAAAUCAAAACGAUAGAGAUGAUUUUAUUCGAAUCGAGCUAAAUUCAAUCACGAGCCGAACGUCGACAUCAACUAAUACAAGUUUACAACCUUGUCAUCGACGAUCUAUUCCUCAAAAACAAUUGUCAAUCAUUUCAAAUAGUAUCACGACAAGCAAUAAUCAUAGUUCUUCAUCAACGUCAUCUACUUCAUCGUUAACUACGACUAAUAAAAAUAAAAAAUAA
Messenger RNA from Rotaria sordida, 1662 nucleotides. The record is from the annotation of a GenBank genome assembly. NCBI's taxonomy places the organism in Eukaryota, Metazoa, Rotifera, Eurotatoria, Philodinida, Philodinidae.